AUGUCGGUAGGUGGAAAAAAUGAAGGGCGCGCCUCGAGAGGUGACGGCAUCUUCCCAACCACCGCCACCGCCUCCACCGCCGCCCCGACCACGACGCUGGUGUUUUGUUUGAAAUUCAGGAGGCGACCUCACGGGCGUCCACAAGGCUCCUCAGCUCACCGGCUGCGCUACGCUGAGAGGGGGUCUCGCCGCAGGGGCUCGGGGCCCAGAACGGUGUCCGCAGCCGGAGAAGAAGUAGCAUCACCACGGCGCGCCAAGGCGGCAGCAGCGGUCGCUGCGAGGGCGUCGUCCGAUGCUCUGGCGUCUCCGGCGGCAGAAGAGCCCGCCGCAGCUUCCGAAAACAGCAUCGUGGAAGGCAGCAAAGUGGAGGAGGUGAACAAAGGGACCGGCAUCGGCGACGACGUUGACAACAACCUAACGCCCAGCAGCCAGCCUGAUUACCAGAGUGGGGCUCAAAGUGUGAGGCGGUCGAACGUGGCGAAGAACAGGAACGGCGACGAGCCCGUUGUGACUAGAGACGGGGACAGGACACUCGAUGGUGUGACAGGUGACUCUGGGAAGGACGGGGACGGUGUGGAUCUGACGAGUAGCAACGGAGGGGAGAACGGCGAGAAAGCUUCAACCGAAAACAACAAAGUACCUGCGUCUGCUGAGACUGACAUAAACAACAAUGACCUACCGGCCCCUUCCGGAGGGAUAUCUCACAGUGCUGACACUGAGAGACCACAAGUUUAUACGACUGUCGAUAUCAGAUCUUCUGCAGCCGAAGGAGUCGAAGGCUUCACUCGCCACGACUCGAGUGCCACUCCAAAAACGAUGAACGGUGAAAGCGACAACAAAAGUAAAGACACAAAUGCAGAGAACGUGGAAUCAUCUACAGAGAAGCGUAAGGCGGGUGAAAAAGGAUCACAAUCAAAAACCAAUGAAGACGCUCCUACAGAAGGAAAGGAAGAGACUGGCGGGAACGGUGGACGUGGAGACGGAGCGGCGGCCGGUCGCAGCGGGGCCAACGGCGGCAGGAACGGCCUCAGGCUGAGAGGACCUGGCGCGCGCCUGCACAACGCCACCUUCCUGGCGUCGCUGGACCUCAGCUGCCUGGUGUCUCGCAGGGCGCACGGGCUGCUCAGGGCGCCGGACCUGCCCCACGCCUCGCUGCUCAAGUACUCCAGGGUGCGCAGUCCGGUGUCGCCGUUCAACCGCUACCUGGUGGCGCUCUACCGCUGCGAGGAGGGCCACACGCUGCGCCAGCCGCGCCACGACCGCCUCUUCUGCUCGCGCCAGCGCUGGCUCGGCGACCCGCCGGACUGCCAGCCCGUCGCUGCCGCCACCACCAGCGAACCUCAGCCACUGGCUCCCACCACCGCGCCGCCUGACCUCGAGGCUGCGGCUGCCGUCGCCACCACCAGGGACGCAGACGCCACCACCACCACCACCACCACCACCACCACAGUCGGCACCACCAUUACCACAGCCGGUCUUCCUGCGGGCGGCGAGCCUUCCUCAGCGCCACCAGAGGACGCCUGCGGCCCGGAACGCGGCGGCUGCGAGCACGUUUGUACCGACGUGGAGGGACGCGCCGUCUGCUCCUGCUACCGCGGCUUCCUGCUCUCCGAUGGCGCCUGCACCGACGUGGACGAAUGCAUCGCGGACAAUGGCGGCUGCGAGCAGCAGUGCGUGAACACUGCCGGCUCCUUCAGCUGCGCCUGCAAGGAGGGUCUGCGACUCGCCGCCGACGGCAAGCACUGCCUCGACGUGAACGAGUGCCUGCUGCGGAACGGGCACGGGCCGUGCCAGGACCGGUGCGAGAACGAGUGGGGCGGCUACCGGUGCUCGUGCGAGGGCCUGCCCGGCACGCGGCUCGCCGCCGACGGCCACACGUGCGAGGACGUGGACGAGUGCGCCGACGGCUCGGCCGGCUGCUCGCACGGCUGCCUCAACACGCUGGGCAGCGCCUUCUGCCUCUGCCCGCCCGGGUUCAUCCUCGGCUCCGACUGGAAGACCUGCCAGGACAUCGACGAGUGCGCGGAGGGCGGCGACGCGGGCUGCCUGCACGGCUGCCACAACUUCCCCGGCGGCUUCCGCUGCGCCUGCCCGACCGGCUACCAGCCCGCCGAGGCCGCCACUGCGCAGCCGCAGGACAGCGACGUCGCCGCCGACGACCAGCAGCGCUGCGUCGACGUCGACGAGUGCGCCGCCGACAGCGCCGAGGUAGACGGCGGGUCGUGCUCGCACGAGUGCAGCAACAGCGAGGGCAGCUUCUCGUGCUCGUGCCCGGCCGGCUUCGUGCUCGGCUCGGACGAGCGCACCUGCCGUGACGUCGACGAGUGCGAGUCCGGAGAGGCGCGCUGCGCGCAGGACUGCCUCAACACCAUCGGCAGCUUCAGCUGCGACUGCGCCGACGGCUUCCGGCUGGCCGACGACCAGCGCUCCUGCAGGGACGUCGACGAGUGCUCCGCCGACGAGGAUAUCUUCCCCGGCGAGACGCGCUGCUCCCACCGCUGCGUCAACACGGAAGGCUCUUUCAGCUGCCAGUGCCCUGCAGGGUUUGUGCUCGGAGAAGACUCCAGAACGUGUAAUGACCUCGACGAGUGCCUCGGUGAGCACAACUGUUCCCACGAGUGUAUCAACGAAGAAGGUAGCUAUAGAUGUGGAUGUCCCGAUGGACAGCUGCUCAAAAGGGAUCGUAGAACAUGUGAAUUGGAGGAAAACUGUUUCAGUAAGAUGGACGAUGGCUCUGGUAGACUGUGUACGCAAGAGUGUGUGGGGGACGAUGGGGAUAUUAUCUGCAAGUGUCUACCUGGAUACGUUCUUUCAGACGGUGAAAGCAGGUGUGAUGACGUAAAUGAGUGUGCGGGCGAAGCGAAAGACGUUUGUUCCCACAACUGCACCAACAUUCCAGGAGGUUUCGUGUGUAUUUGUCCAGAGGGAUAUAUCUUGUCAAAGGACCACAGAACGUGCAUAGAUGACGACGAAUGUGACAGCAACGAAACGGAGCUAGGUUGUUCUCACGGCUGUGUCAACACCGAAGGCAGUUUCCGAUGCACCUGUCCGGCUGGUUUCGUGCUGGACAGCGAUUUGUUGAACUGUAAGGACAUAGACGAGUGCUCCGAGUUCGAACGCAAUGAAAAUGCCUCUGGAUGCUCCCACGAGUGUGUUAACGAUCAUGGCAGCUUCCACUGCACUUGUCCUCCGGGCCUGAUACUCGGCGACGACUUACUGUCUUGCAAGGACAUAGACGAAUGCAUGGAUCUCGAGGGCAGUGGGGCAGAAGUUGUCUGCGAACACGGCUGCGUUAACGAGCACGGCAGCUUCAGGUGCACGUGCUUUAAAGGAUUCGCGCUUGCUGAUGACAAACGGAGUUGCGAAGAUGUAGACGAGUGCGCAGAAGGCAAUUCUCACGGUUGCUCUCAUAUUUGUGCUAAUACUGCUGGGAGCUACCAGUGCAAGUGCCCAGCGGGGUACUACGUGGGCGACGACAACAAAACAUGCGAGGAUAUUGACGAAUGUAAUGAAGAGAGCGGUGAAAUUGUCUGCUUACACUCUUGUAUUAAUUUGCCUGGGAGCUACAAGUGUUCGUGCCCAAUGGGGUACCACCUUCAACGUGACACGGGAGUCUGCGAAGAUAUCGACGAGUGCGAGGCGUACAAGAAAAUAGGAGCAGACGAUGGUUGCAGCCACGACUGUAAGAAUGUGCCAGGGUCCUAUAAGUGCGAAUGUCCAGCCGGAUUUACGCUGUCUGGCAAUCUACGCACUUGCGAAGACAUUGAUGAAUGCAACAACUUCAUAAAUAAUCCCUGCUCCCACGAGUGCAAAAAUUUGCCGGGAAGUUUCUUAUGCUUGUGUCCAGAAGGCUGCCCUGAGGGAUACGUCCUUGAUAAAAAGGACUCCAGGACGUGUGUUGAUUCUGAUAUUUGUCGAACCAACGAAAAGAAGACUUUGUGUUCGCACUUAUGCGUAAGUCUUGAUGGGAGCUACAAGUGUGCUUGUCCUGAAGGGAUGGUUUUGGACGGUGAUCAAAGCACGUGCAUCGACGAGAAAGAAUGUGCUGUACCGGGCGACGAACUGGACGAGGGCUACGAACGAUGCUGGAGGCAGUGCGGCGAUUCAGAGGGCCAGCUGGUGCACUGCGAGUGCAGCGACGGCUACCGGUGGGACGGCGAGGCGCGGCAGUGCACGGACGUGGACGAGUGCGCGCCGGGCGGCGCCGGCAGGCAGCGCUGCUCGCACGAGUGCGUGAACCGGCCGGGCGGCUACGCGUGCCGCUGCCCCGCGGGCCUGCAGCUGACGCACGACGGUCACGCGUGCCUCCCCACCGGCUGCCUGCACCACAACGGCGGCUGCUCGCACCUCUGCGCCGACACCGACCUCGGGGUGCAGUGCUACUGUCCGCCGGGCUACCGCCUGCUCGAGGACGACCACAAGACCUGCGUCGAGGUGGACGAGUGCCUGGUGAACAACGGCGGCUGCUCCCACGAGUGCCGCAGUACCCUGUCCGGAGUGGAGUGCUCCUGUCCAGACGGAUACGAACUGCGGACUCCGACCACGUGCCACGACGUAGACGAGUGCGCCCUGGACGACGAGGAGGAGGAUGACGACGACGACGAUGACGACGACGACGAAUAUGUUGGCGGCGGCUGCUCCCAAUUAUGUGUCAAUACGGAAGGCAGCUACCGCUGCGAGUGUCUCCCAGGCUACCGGCUGUCGGAACAGAACGGACGAGAAUGCCGCGACGUCGACGAAUGUGCUCACGGGAACGCCUCGACAGGUGGAGGGCCUCCGUGCUCCCACGGAUGCGUCAACACGGAAGGCAGCUACCGGUGCGAGUGUCCGGAGGGAUUCCAACUCGACGGAGGCAGGCACAACUGCAUCGACAUCGACGAGUGUGAGAGCGACGAGAGGGGGAACUGCAGUUACUUCUGCGUCAACACGGCGGGCAGCUACCGCUGCGAGUGCCCCGACGACUGGACUCUUUCGUCGGACGGCCAGACCUGCCUGAGGGCUUCUAGAACGUGCGCCGUGCGUAACGGCGGCUGCUCGCACUACUGCGUGGACAUCGGCGGCGGCGUGCGCUGCGAGUGUCCCGAGGGCUUCGCGCUCUCGGACGGAGGCCGGCAGUGCAACGACGUGGACGAGUGCGCGCCCGGCGGCGUCGGCGGCGGCUGCUCGCACCGCUGCGUCAACACGGUGGGCAGCUUCCGGUGCGAGUGCCCCGGCGGGGGACCGCUUGCGGCUGACGGGCGCACGUGCGCGGGACCGUGCCACAGCCUGGCCGAGCCCUGCUCGCACGCCUGCGAGGUGGUGGGCGGCGCAGCGCGCUGCACCUGCCCCGACGGCUACGUGCUCGCCGGCGACGGCCGCUCCUGCGACCUCAACGAGUGCCUCUCGCCGGGCCGCACCGGCUGCUCGCACGGCUGCGUCAACACCGACGGCGGCUUCCGCUGCGAGUGUCCCGCCGGCUUCGUACUCGGGUCUGACGGUCGCACUUGCGAAGAUGUGGAUGAGUGCCUGUCCUCGAAUCACGGAUGCCAGCAGCUGUGCGUCAACACUCUGGGGUCCUUCACCUGCGCUUGCAAGACCGGCUUCCGGCAACGUGGAGACGCCUGUGUCGACGUGGACGAGUGCGAGAUCAACAACGGUGGGUGCAGCUACUUGUGUGUGAAUUCUCCGGGUUCCUUCCACUGCGUCUGCCCCAAGGGCUUCAGACCUAGUGCUAGGAACCGGACGGUGUGUGAAGACGUGAACGAGUGCACGGAGAGGAACGGCGGCUGCAACAUGGACUGCGUCAACACGCCGGGCAGCUUCCUGUGUGUCUGCAGCGACGACUUCGUGCUGGACACCGACGCAAGGACCUGUCGUGAGGCGGUGUGCGGCCCUCCGCCGGCGCCCCUGGGCGGCGAGGUGCGGUGUCCGGGGCUGCCCAGCGGUCCGGGCGCGCGCUACGCGGCGGGCGCCGAGUGCCACGUGCGCUGCGGGCCGGGCUACCGACACCUGGGCACCAGCGUGCUGCGCUGCGCGCCCGCCGGCGUCUGGGAAGGCGCGCAGCCCACCUGCGUGCGCGAGCUCAGGGCUUCUGACGCACCAGCACCUUUCAUUCAGUGCCAAAAUGACGUCAGAAUUGACUUACCUCCAAAUGAGAGCUCUGUCCGUGUUCGUAUUCAGCAGCCGAAAUCUAACAUGGACUGGUGGAGGUACAUUGAUUCUGUGCCUCCUUGGGGCAAGCAGCUGGAGACGCAGCUGGGUCCUGGCAACUCAGAGGUAACGUUCAUCGCCAGAAAUCCAAUGGACAACACGACAGCGAGCUGCACCGUCAAGAUACACGUCCAAGACUUGGAGAGCCCAGUAGUGAGGACCUGUCCCCAGUCUUUCGAUGUAUUUCUGCGGCCUGGAGAGCUAUACAGGGCUGUUUCAUGGGUAGAACCGGAGUUUGAAGACAACGUCGGAAUUGAAAACAUAUAUAGAUCUAAGAGUUCAGGAGAGAAGUUCUCAAAGGGCUUACAUCAAAUUAAUUACAUAGCAACGGAUGCUGCUGGAAACAAAGCCAAGUGUCACUUCUCCAUACAUGUGAAAGGUGACGAGAUCAAUAAACCAACUCACAGAUUACGUCCACCGUACAAAAAGACGGUGAUAUGUCCCGGGAAGACGACAACUAAGAAAAUAUAUACAAUUCAUUAUCCCUGGCAGGUGCCUGCCGGCUGCUUCCUGCGCCGCACACGUGUCGUGGCCAGCACGUUCACCGUGCACACGAGGGUGCCCGCCGUCGCUACCCGCUCUGACGAUACAGAGCGCCGCAUCCGGCACCAGUCGGCGGGCGACAGGCGGCACUCGCACGCGUGGCAGCCGUGGGGCGGCGCGCUGGCGCCGCGAGAGGUGCCCGCCGGCCGCGGCUGCUGCUGA
Messenger RNA from Schistocerca nitens (vagrant locust), 6894 nucleotides. RefSeq names its product fibrillin-3-like. NCBI's taxonomy places the organism in Eukaryota, Metazoa, Arthropoda, Insecta, Orthoptera, Acrididae. The transcript is spliced from 26 exons. Gene Ontology annotation, molecular function: calcium ion binding. The coding region runs from base 1 to 6894 and encodes 2297 amino acids. The record is from RefSeq and is a predicted model, not a curated record.